CUGACCCUGUCCGAGGCCAGCCCCUUCAAGUUGGGCUUCGAAGGCUCGACGAAAUAUAACGGUUGUCUCAAGAACUUGACGUUGGGUCCAUAUGAGUUCCGGGCGUACGUGCCCGCAGAGAAGUGGGUGGGACCCAAGCCCAUGAUCACGCAGUUCACGCCUGGCCACGACGCUCGUCUGAUCUCGACCGUCGCCCCGGACGCGUCGGAGACGAUCCAUGUGCAACUCUACUUCUCGACGGAGAUGGACUGCAACGGCGUCACCCGGUCAAUCUCGCUGAACUCGACGACGGAAAGUGGCAAGGUGGCUACUCUCGACUCGAACAGCGUCCAUUGCGCUGCCGUGAACCCGAACCCGACCACGAUGGUCGGGCAGAUCCCGAAUGCCUGGAUGUGGGAGGCGGAUGUGACGAACGUGUACAAUGGCAUCCACGAGCUCACCGUCAACAACGCGAGCAGCACCAAUGGCUCGUCGACCGGCGCCGUCGACCACUUCUUCUUCCGGGUCGGCCAGCCCGACAACCCCAUGAUCUUCUCGACCGCCAACUAUUCGACCAGUUUGCUCCACCAGUACGACAACGGCACCCUCUACAUCCAGCACCAUGCCGCGGGAGCGGAUCGGUGGCGCUACUCCACGAACUGGGGAUCGACCUUCUCGGACUGGAUGCCGUACACGGGCGGCAACUCCACCAUCGAAGAACAGCCGUGGUCCGGCACGAAGCUGCAGGAGUGGUCCGGGAAGCAUGUUCGAGUCGAGUAUUACAGCAAACUCACGGGGAGCAGCGACUAUGUCCAGGAGGGUGACGUGGGCUGGGAUUCCAAGGUCCCCCGUCGAUUCCCCCAUCUGUUCUGGAACGGGCCCUACAACGAGUACGGGUACGACGCCGGUCUCAAGAAUCAGAUGGAGCUGGACCAAAAUGACGGUCUUUGGAAGAUCAAAUUCUUGACCGAGUGGCCCGCGCAGGCCCAGAUCAACGUCUGGGGCAUGAACCCCGACGGUCUGCCGGAUGAGGGCUAUGUCUAUGGCGAUGUGGACGGCGACUCGGUGCUGGACCGCAUGCCCCCGUCGGCGCUCUCGACCGUCCUCAUCAACAUCACGGAGCAUCCGCCCUCCCCCUAUCUCGGCUGGGAAAUCCAAGUCAACGAUGGAACUCUCCGCUAUACGCUCCAGCCCGUGGGAUCCGAGGCCGCCCAGAUGGCGCUCUUCUUCCUGCUCUGGGUGAUCCCGGUCUUGAGCGCCGCGGCGAGCAUCUACAUUUUCAUGAAGUCCUUCUACCAGGUCAAGUUCAAUCAGGUCGGUGUGACGGACAAGAAGAGCAUCAUCCCUCUGGCCUGGAGGCGCAAGUUUAAGCGACGGCAUCUGGAGGACGGCGAAGCGAUGAAUCCUCUGAUGCGUCUGGCCAACAAGUCGGGCUUUCUGCAGACCAACUCCGCGUUUGCCGGCGCCACCAAGAGCGACCGGCGACGCAUGGUCCUCAUCGCUACGAUGGAGUACGAUAUCGAGGAUUGGGGCAUCAAGAUCAAGAUCGGUGGUCUCGGUGUGAUGGCCCAAUUGAUGGGCAAGCACCUCGGUCACCAGGAUCUCAUCUGGGUCGUUCCCUGUGUCGGCGGCGUCGACUACCCGGAGGACCAACCGGCGGAGCCCAUGUACGUGACGGUGCUGGGCAACUCGUACGAAGUCAAAGUCCAGUAUCACGUACUGCGAAACAUCACCUACGUGCUGCUCGACGCGCCCGUCUUCCGCCAGCAGACCAAGACGGAACCGUAUCCGGCUCGGAUGGAUGACUUGGACAGCGCCAUCUACUAUUCGGCCUGGAACCAGUGCAUUGCCCACGCCAUCCGGCGUUUCCCGAUCGACCUGUACCAUAUCAAUGACUACCACGGUUCCCUGGCUCCGCUCUACCUUCUUCCCCAGACGAUCCCGUGCUGUCUGUCUCUGCACAACGCCGAGUUCCAGGGUCUCUGGCCCAUGCGGACCCAGAAGGAGAAGGAGGAAGUGUGCUCGGUCUUCAAUAUCGACAUGGAUGUCGCCGCUCGCUACGUCCAGUUUGGCGAAGUCUUCAACUUGCUGCACGCCGGUGCCAGCUAUCUGCGGGUGCAUCAGCAGGGUUUUGGUGCCGUCGGUGUGUCCAAGAAAUAUGGAAAACGGUCCUAUGCUCGUUACCCCAUCUUCUGGGGUCUGAAGAAGGUUGGCAACUUGCCCAACCCGGACCCUUCGGAUACCGGUGAAUGGAACAAAGACGUGCCCCAGGAUUCCGAGAUUCGCGUGGACCCCGAGUACGAAGCCAAUCGAAAGGAGCUCAAGCGUCAAGCCCAGGAGUGGGCCGGUUUGGAACAGAACCCGGACGCGGACCUGUUGGUGUUUGUCGGGCGAUGGUCGAUGCAGAAGGGUAUCGACUUGAUUGCCGAUGUCAUGCCCGCCGUUCUGGAAGCGCGCCCCAACGUCCAGUUGAUCUGUGUCGGACCCGUCAUCGAUCUCUACGGCAAAUUCGCCGCCCUGAAGCUGGAUCGGAUGAUGAAGCUCUACCCCGGUCGUGUCUUCUCCCGGCCGCAGUUCACCGCGCUGCCCCCGUACAUCUUCUCUGGGGCCGAAUUCGCCCUGAUCCCGUCCCGUGACGAGCCAUUUGGUCUGGUCGCCGUCGAGUUUGGUCGGAAAGGAGCGUUGGGUAUCGGUGCUCGGGUCGGUGGUCUGGGUCAGAUGCCCGGUUGGUGGUACACGGUCGAAUCGACGACCACCUCUCACCUUCUCCACCAGUUCAAAUUGGCCAUCGAAAGUGCCUUGAACUCGAAGCCGGAGACGCGAGCGAUGAUGCGCGCUCGGUCCGCCAAGCAGCGGUUCCCCGUCGCCCAGUGGGUGGAGGACCUGGAGAUCUUGCAGAGUACGGCCAUUCGGAUCCACAAUAAGGAAGUGGCCAAGGGCCACGGGCAGCCGUUCACGCCGUCUGGCUCCAAUACUCCCAGCGGCAUGGUGACGCCGCCCAUUGGUGCCCCGGGCAUGGCGACUCCCACGGGGAUGCAGACGCCUCCGCUGGGCCACUCGAGGGAUGCCAGCUAUUCCAACCUCCGCCACAGCACCCUUGGCCCACAGCAGCGGAAUACGAUUGUCUACAGCCGAGAUCCCAGCCCCGGCGGGGACGAGAAACCCAAGUCGGGCCUGAGCCGACAGCUCUCCCUCGGUGUCCGGUCCGGUCCUGGUCACGUCGAGCGUCGGGGCCGGAGAAGAGUGCGGAAGAACAACAACAACAACAACAACAACAACAACAAUAAUAAUAUCCCCGAGGCGGAUGAAGUCGGGGUGGCCGUCACGGAUGUGGAAGACGACAGCGACGAUGAGAUGACCCACAGCUUUUAUGGAGACGACGAGUACACGAUGACUCCGGAGCAGGUCGAGGCUAGCCGUCGGAUGGACAUGGGCCAGCAUGGAUCGUCCCUGACCCCUCUCAAGCAGGACUUCCUGUCUCCCAGCUCCCCGCGGCAGGCCAGCUAUAGCAGUGGCACCCUCAAGCCGCCGGGCUCUCCCACGACGCCGGCGACCCCGGGUGCGGACGAUACCUUGAUGCCGCCGAGCCGACCGUUCGCCGAACCGGGCAACCGUCUCAGCAGCGCGUCCGUGCUGUCCCUGGAUUCGGUGGUUGGAGACAAGAAGGACUUCAAACUGCAAAAGGUGGACCCGUUCUUCACGGACAGCACGGGUGAAUUCUACCGCAUCUUCGAGAAGAAGCUGGAAGAUCUGAAUGGCUCCAACUCGGAGACGCAACUGUGUAUCGAGGAGUACCUCAUCAAGAGUGAGAAGAAGUGGUUCGAACGGUUCCGCGAUGCCCGACUUGGCCGCAAUCAUUCCCCGGCUCCGUCGAUCCGGAAUGGAAAACGGGGCACGUCGCCCGCCGGGUCGAUCUACAACGAGGAUCUGGAUUCCCGCGGCAGCGACAGCAACAAGGAGGGCGAUGAGUUCUUGCUCGGUGCGGACUACGUUCCGCCGACCGGUCUCAAGAAAUGGAUGCAGCUCCGCGUGGGCGACUGGCCGGUCUACUCGCUCUUCCUGGGCCUGGGCCAGAUCAUCGCCGCCAACUCGUAUCAGAUCACCCUGCUCACCGGUGAGGUGGGUCAGACGGCGGACAAGCUGUACGGAAUCGCGACGACGUAUCUCAUCACGUCCGCCAUCUGGUGGCUUGUCUUCCGGUCGUUCAAGUCGGUGGUGGUCCUGACGGUGCCGUGGUUCUUCUACGGGCUCGCCUUCAUCUUCAUCGGGGUUGCCCACUGGGAGGCGAACAAGUUCAGUCGGGGCUGGAUCCAGAAUGUGGCCGCCGGCAUCUACGCCACAGCCUCGUCGAGCGGUUCCAUCUUCUUCGCCCUCAACUUUGGUGACGAGAGCGGUGCUCCGGUCAAGGACUGGGUCUUCCGUGCCUGCGUCAUCCAGGGCACUCAGCAGCUCUAUGUCGUCGCUCUCUGGUACUGGGGUUCGGUUCUGACCAAGAGCAGUUCCGAUGGGAUCAUCCACCCGCAGGCUAUCUCGAACAGCUGGGGGAUGACGGCCAUCACGUUCCCGAUUGCAUUCGCCCUGUGGACGGUUGGCGUGCUGUUGGCGUUGGGAUUGCCCGAUUACUACCGCCAGGCCCCCGGAAAAGUGGCCUCGUUCUACAGGUCGCUGUACCGCCGCAAGAUCGUGCUGUGGUUCUUCGUGACAGUCAUCAUCCAGAACUUCUUCCUCAGCGCGCCCUAUGGUCGCAACUGGAACUUCCUGUGGAGCUCCAAUCACGCUGCAGCCUGGCAGGUCUUCCUGCUGGUCAUCCUGUUCUUUGUCGGCGUGUGGGCGUUGAUGUUGUACAUCAUGAGCCGGCUGUCCAAGGACCACAGCUGGAUUCUGCCCGUGUUCGCCAUCGGCUUGGGAGCGCCUCGGUGGGCGCAGAUCUGGUGGGGGGACAUCCAACAUCGGCCAGUAUGUGCCGUGGGCGGGCGGCUACGUGUCCGGGGCGCUGGUGUCUCGCGCGCUGUGGCUCUGGCUGGGCGUUCUGGAUGCGAUGCAGGGAGUCGGGUUCGGUAUGAUUCUGUUGCAGACGCUGACUCGGCUGCACAUUUGUUUCGUGCUGCUGGGGGCCCAGGUUCUGGGUUCGAUCGCCACGAUCUGCGCGCGGGCGUUUGCGCCGAACAAGAUCGGACCGGGCGACAUUUCGCCGGACAUAGGGACGGCGGUCAGCAACAUUUGGGUGGCAUGGUUCUGGAUUGCGUUAUUUUUCCAGCUCCUGAUCUGGGCCGGGUUCUUCCUCUUCUUCCGGAAAGAACAGCUCAGCAAGCCUUGAUCAUGUAUUUUUCUUGCGUUGACGAAUUUCUUCAGCCCUCAUACCCUGCUUUGUUCUUCUAUUAG
This is a messenger RNA of Rasamsonia emersonii CBS 393.64, 5361 nucleotides long. RefSeq names its product Alpha-1,3-glucan synthase Ags2. The transcript has 2 exons. Gene Ontology annotation, cellular component: fungal-type cell wall. Gene Ontology annotation, biological process: fungal-type cell wall (1->3)-alpha-glucan biosynthetic process. NCBI's taxonomy places the organism in Eukaryota, Fungi, Ascomycota, Eurotiomycetes, Eurotiales, Trichocomaceae. The record is from RefSeq and is a predicted model, not a curated record. Gene Ontology annotation, molecular function: alpha-1,3-glucan synthase activity.